AUGCUCGUCCGGAUAUCCAUCAUUGCUUGGCUGUUGUUCGUCGUCGCCGUGCAAGCCGGGAUUUUGCGAAGGAUGCCCCUAUCCACCGAUUCCUCCUAUGCCGAAUCAUCAAACGUUCGCGUAGAGCGAGCACCCCGACGCGCACACCCACCCUCGCUAAAUGUCUAUUGCCUACUACACGCCGAGAUCUGCAACCGAAUGAGCCUCAACACGAAGCGGCAACCCGACUUC
Mesorhabditis spiculigera is the source of this 231-nucleotide messenger RNA. The record is from the annotation of a GenBank genome assembly. NCBI's taxonomy places the organism in Eukaryota, Metazoa, Nematoda, Chromadorea, Rhabditida, Rhabditidae.